AAUACAUCAAUAUUAUUUUAUUUAUAUAAACGUGGGAUAUUCAUCACAGUAGUUCAAUUGUUAAUUGCCCAAGGCUUUUAAACGUUUAAAUACUCACUAAAUACAAAUUUAACUAAAUAGGUUAUUUUAGAAUAAUAUGAAGAAAUUGCCUGUACGCUGUCUUUUGAUGAUUGCAUGUUAUACAUGUGCAACAGUAAAUGGUAAUGUAUAUUUCAAAGCUGCCAAACCAAAUAAUGAGUGGUGGUCAAACACAAUACUUUAUCAGGUGUACCCACGAUCGUUCAAAGACAGUAAUAAAGACGGAAUUGGUGAUUUAAAAGGUAUUACUCAGAAACUUGACCACUUUGUUGAUCUUGGCAUAGAAAUAUUAUGGGUCGGUCCGUUUUUUAAAUCACCUAUGGAUGAUAUGGGAUAUGAUGUUGAAGACUUUUAUAUGAUAGAUCCUAUAUUUGGUACAAUGAGCGAUUUAGAAGAACUAGUUUUUGAAAUGAAUAAGCGAAAUCUUAAACUGAUAAUUGACGUUAUACCAAACCAUUCAAGUUACAAGUGCGAAUGGUUUGAGAAAUCAAUCAAACAAGAAGGAAAGUAUACAAAUUAUUACAUGUGGCAUAACGCUUCAAAUCAAGAUGAACUCACCAGUAACUCAUCAAUUACACCAAUACUACCAAAUAAUUGGUUGAGUGUAUUUGGGGGUCCUGCCUGGACAUGGAAUCAACAACGAAAACAAUUUUAUUUACAUCAAUUUAGUAAGGAACAACCAGACUUUGACUUGAGAAAUCCUGAUGUUAAGCUACAAAUUUUAGACGUGAUGGAAUUUUGGAUGGAUAAAGGUGUUUCUGGAUUUCGAUUUGAUGCUCUCAGGUUUUUAUAUGAAAAUAUUUCAUUACCCGAUGAACCAUUUAUGCCGGGGAUUAGCAAUGCAUCCAACUAUAUGGAAUUAAAUCAUAUAUAUACUCUAGAUCAACCUGAAGUUAUUAGUACUAUAUUAGAAUGGAAGGCGUAUAUGGAUAAUUAUACCAAAAGCAAGAAUAUAUCAAUUUCUAGUUUAAUGGCAACAGAAGCAUAUACAACAGUAGAUAUAUUAAUGCAAUAUUACGGCAACUCCACGAACCCUGGGGCUCAAGUACCAUUGAACUUAGCAUUAGUUAAACUUCCAAAAGAUGAUCAAAUAGUUGAAUCUAUAGAUACCAUAAUCAAAAAUUGGUUGGCCGAUUUACCGGAAAACGCAGUGGCCAACUGGGUGAUUGAAAAUCACGAUAAUUUAAGAAUUUCAUCUAAAUUUGGUGCUGAAACGGUACCAAUGUUCACUGCGUUGAAAUUAGCUCUUCCUGGUAUGGAUGUAACAUAUUAUGGUAGUGAAAUUGGAAUGGAAAACAAUAUGUAUUUGAGAUCGGAGCAAAUAACAAAUCGUUAUGUUGUGGGUGGUUCAACAGGAUCAUCGAGUUCUAGAGAUUACGUAAGGUGUCCAAUGCAAUGGGAUGAUUCCAUUAACGCAGGUUUCACUGAGGAGAAAAAGUCAUGGUUACCAGUAAAUCCAAAUUAUUACAAACUGAAUGUCGAAUCACAGAAAAAAAUACCUACUAGUAACUAUAAUUUUUACAAAAAAAUGUCUCAACUCCGAAAAACCAAAACAUUAAGAAACGGUGAUCUUCAGACGUAUAAUAUUACUAAAUCGAUUUACAUUUUAAAGAGGUCACUGUUAGAGCACGAAUCAUACAUAGUCGUAACGAACUUUGGCAGUGAAACUGAAACAGUCAUCUUGUCCAAUGUUGUACGUAAUCUCAAAGAUUACCUAUUUGUAUAUUUAGGAAGUGAAAAUUCUGCAUACAGGCCCGGAAGUAAAGUAUCCACCGUUUCGACUGGGUAUCCAUUACAACUUCGACCACAGUCAGUAGUCGUUUUAACAGAUAAAUAUAUCGAACCUGAAUUAACAAGCAAUAAUUCUAGUGGUGGUACAGAGAUGAGUUCGAGAUUAAUUAGUUUAACCUAUGUUUUUGUACUUGCAAGAUGGUUUCUAUAAGUUGGUCUUAUAUACCCAUAGCUGUUAAGCAAUAUAAGUAAUAGUAAUAAUCGUAGUAUGUAUUUUUUAAAGAAAUUUGUUUGAAUUGUAUUUUUUGUAAUAUUAAGGUUAUUUAUAUUCCUAAUUUUUGUUUUGGGUCUGUCGACUGUCAUCUAUUUUUGAAGCAAUGAAAACUGAAAAUUCUUUAAUAUCCAUCUCUGAUGGUAUUUUCUAGGACGGCGCGUAAUUUUCUGGAAAAUUUUCGUCAGGAUCUAUAAAUUCAAGAAAAUAUUUGUCAGGAAUGCUUUUGUGAUGGGAACUAAUAUUAACUGAGAAUCACUUCUUAGUAAAAUUCAAUUUCGGAAAAGUAUAUUUUAGGUUAGGUAGAUUCCUAUGAAUUAUGAACUCAUUUCACAAAUUUUAUUUUCCUGAUUUAUAAUUUAUCGGUAAAGUACUUCCCUUGUAAUAUUUCCCUGGUUAUUAUUUUGCCACGAAUUAACGAAUUAAUGUUGCAGUUAAUGAUUUCGGUAAAUCGGUAUAUUUCGGUAUUUCGGUAUUUCGGUAUAUAUAUAUAUAUAUAUUUCUGAUUUUUAUUUUCCUAACGAAUUAUUGUUCCCUCCUAUAUUUUACUUUUUCGUUUUUUUAAAUUCCUCUGUAUAACUUUCCUGGAUUUUAUAGCCCCUCAUACCUGGUAGUUUUUGACAAAAUUAUUUUAUGUGUUUUGGUUAUUAUUGAAAAAUGAACAACUUUUAAACCAUAAAUUGGGAAAAACCAUAGAUUCCAUGAAUUUUUUUUUUGGAAACGUUUUCUCGACAGACAAUUUAAAAAGACAUAAUAAUGAUAUUUAUGAUUUUUAAUUAUAUUGUAUAUAUAAAAAAUACAAUUAGGAACUGUCUUUGUUUGAAAAAUUAAUAAAUUAAAAAUACAUUGUUAGAAACAAAAUAAGUUGAGAAAUUUAAUGAACGGAAAUCAUGUUAUUUGAAAUCCAUGUAGUUUUGAAAAUUAAUAAAUGUGAAAUACGUAUUAUUAGGAAUAAACAUGGUUUGAAAAUGUGAUAAAUAUUGUGAAAUAUUUUUUCUGGGGUGGCAACUGCCCCCUCGUAACAUCCGCUACAAAUGCAGACUAUUCCUAUAAUUAUUUUGUGUAAAAAUCUCAAACAUUUGCAAAUACAUUUGUAGUUCAAAAUGCAUAAAAUUUUAAUUAUCAUAUCCAAGGAUCGAAAAUGUAAUGUAAGAUUUUAGGUAUAUAAGUUAUGAUUACAAGAAUAAAAAAAAAUUAACCUAAUUUCCUAAACAUUUUUAUGAAGAGUCUAAGAGUAAAUUUUAACAAAGUUGGAUAUAUCCACACUGCAGUGUGGAUUUCACACGUAAAAUAACAAUUUCUCCUCAAACGAAUUUAUUUUUAUUAAGUAUUAAUCAUAGAAUAAAAAUUCAAUUGUUACAUAAAUCAUCAUUUCAAUUUUCAAUAAAAUGUUCAAAUAUUUUGUCUAAUUUUAAGUCAUUUAAAAAUGUUGGACUUUUCAUAAGUGUUGAUAAACAUUUUUAAGUUACAUUAAAUAACAAUACACUUGAAAAUUGAAUACAAGAUUCCACAUGAAGUAGUUAAAAGUAGUAAAUUAAAAUAAUUGCACGUUGGGUACUUGGGUUCCAUCACUGGUUGGCCUCCCUCUUCAUAUUAUUCAAAGUUAAAAUAUUGUACAUAAAUUAUCAAAUUUACUUAUCAAGGACAGAUUGUAAAUACCUAAUAAAAUGAAAGAAUAAUAAAAAUAAUUGCGUAUACUUACACAAACGCAAAAAAAAAUUACAUCAUUGUAAAAACAAUACAAUUUGUAUUGUAUUUGUUUGCUGCCAUCUGAAUUGAGUAAUUCUAAAUCACAUGCAUUUAUUUAUAUAUUUCAUUUCGACUUCCAAUACAACCUAAACCGGAUAAAAUUAAAAUUAAUUUAGUUUUUUUUUGAUUUUUUAAAUGUAUUUAACUGUUGGACCUUCUUAGUUCUUACAUUAAUUUUGAUUCUAUUAAUAUCGAAGUUUAUUAUUAUGUUUUAAUGAAAAAUUUAAGAAAAUAUAUAACUGUAAAAUAUGUAAUACACGUAUACAUAUAUCUAUCAUCUAGGUUAUAGACUACUCUAUCGUCAUAAAUACUUAUAGAGGUGUAUAUGGUGACAUGGUGUAUCCAGUGGCGGAUGAGCGAUCCCUGCCUGGGCCAGAUGAAAAUUUGGGCUGAUAACUUAUAAAUAUUUUAUUAUUAGUCUGAAAUUGGGCCUGAAUUUUGUGUUUCCCCAUGGUUAAUUUUUAUUACCAGUCCGCCCCUGGGUGUAUCGUAUGUAUAUAAAGAUUGUUUUAGAUACUUCGCGCAAACAUAAUGUCUUGUCCGGCGUAUUGUAUAGGCAAAUUAGGUACAUUACUGCAGUGUGUCAACGCACUAUUUGUUUAUAUCUUAGAGUAAAAACAGAAAAGAUAGAGAAUAAUAUUUUUGAGGGAAUGACAUCGAUUUUAUAUUUUAUUGUUAUUGGAAUUGUAUUCGACUUUCAAAAUAAAAAUGUUUUACAUUUA
This is a messenger RNA of Metopolophium dirhodum (rose-grain aphid), 4551 nucleotides long. Its product is annotated as maltase 2-like. NCBI's taxonomy places the organism in Eukaryota, Metazoa, Arthropoda, Insecta, Hemiptera, Aphididae. The transcript is spliced from 11 exons. Gene Ontology annotation, biological process: carbohydrate metabolic process. The coding region runs from base 137 to 2020 and encodes 627 amino acids. The record is from RefSeq and is a predicted model, not a curated record.